AUGGUGCAUGCUCUGAGUCAGGUGGAGGCUGAGCACAGAGAAUUGGAUCGGAAAACGACUUGGCUUCGCGGGCAUUGUCAGGAGACUCUGAAGUCCAGCAAUGGCCUGGCACUGUAUGCGCAACAGAUUGCUGAAAGGUUGAACACCCUUUGCUCCUUUGAGUCUAUAGCUCAGGAACUGGACGACUCCACGCUUCUGUCGAAGCCGGCGCAGCUGGAGCGGCUAUUACAGCGCCUGGAAGCUGCUGCCUCAUUUGUGGAGUCUCGUUAUGAUUUUUUCGAUGCCAAGAAUUGCAGGAGCACCUGCGACCACCUUCGCAAUCGGGUGUGUAUCCUAAUGCGGAGCACUUUGAUGCAUUCUCUUGAGGUGGCAGAUUCCCAGGUCCAAGACAUUCUGUGGGAACAGGAAGAGGGUACAACUUCUGUGGAUACCCAGAUCUUCUACACGUCAUUUCACAUGAUUGCCCCGACUAUCAAGACUUUCAUGUCCGUUCUUCGCAAACAGGCGCAUUUGCAUCAGCAAUAUGCUGCUACACUGGAUGCAGCGGAGGCGGCACUGGCAGACCUGCGGAAGCGCUUGCCUUCUUCGCAUUGGGAGUCACUUCAGGAGAUGAACCCAGACCUUCUUGAACUCGUAAGGCAUGCCAUAAAUUAUCUCCUGGACACAUGUUCUCGCGAGCAGCGCUGCUUCGAAGCUUUCUUUGAGCCGCGGCUUCCACAGGAGGCAUUGGACUCGCUGUUGAGUGAUCUUUGCGGGCGAUGUUCUGAGGUUCUUCUGCCGGCCUUGCAGCGCGAACGCUCUUGGGAGCUGCUGGCGAACGCUGCGGAGCUGCUGAAGGCCGAGCUGCAAGACUUCCGUGGUGCUUUGCAGGUUCGCCUUGCCUUGCGCCACUGCUUGGCCACAGCACAGCGGCAGCUGCUGAUUUUGGCACGGCAGGAACUGUCUACAACCGGCCUGGAUGGCAAUGCUUCAGUGUCCAGUUCCAGCUUGGAUGCUGCGCUGAAGGUCUUGGCAGCUUGCUAUCGUGUGCUGGAGGCGCCUGACUUUGAAAGUUUGGCUCAUAUGGUCUUGUCCGGACAAGCUUCCUUUACCUCCGAAAGGUCGUUGCCAUCGCAACUUCUUCACUUAUCGCAGCUGCUGCGCCUCCGGGAACAGCUUGCAGCCUUUGAAGAUGACUUGCUGUCCGCAGAGGUGCCACGACCGACAUCCGGAGUUGCCAGUGACAUGGAGAGGUUGGCCAGCUCCAGCAUGAAACGGCGACGAUUUGGACGUCACCUCCACUGGGAGAAGAAGGUUCGCGAGGUUUGUGACGGGGUGCUGGAGCAUGUUAUCUUCGGUCAACUGCACUUGGAGGUCGGACGGAAAGGAGUUGACUUUGAAGAAAGGUGCAGCAAGUUCCUUCCUCCUGUGGCCGCACACUUCAGGGCGGCCUUGGGCCAAGCCGCAGUCUAUCUCCUCGAUUCCUUGAAGGAGAGAAUACUGCAGCUGCAUCUGUUGGAGGCUGGAGGUGCCUCCAAAGAGGCCUUCGCCCAUCGCUUGCAAGGCAUUUUCGAGCAUGCAGCGGCUGCCCAUUUCAGCUAUCAACGUUGUGUCGAUGGGGACGGCAUCAGGGAGGAAAGUGGCGACGCAGUUGCAGACGGCAGCACUGCAGGGUAUGCGCCGCAAAAUCAGCCUUUGCUGCCGGUGGGUGUGAGCACAGUGCGCAAUACCCAAAAGCAGUUGAAAUUCUUUGACUGAGCCUGUUGAGAGAUGGGCCUCUCUUGUGUUGCUGCUAUGAUGCAUGUCGGGUAGACAUAGAUUUUACAUAGUCCCACCUAUUUCCC
This is a messenger RNA of Cladocopium goreaui, 1823 nucleotides long. The record is from the annotation of a GenBank genome assembly. NCBI's taxonomy places the organism in Eukaryota, Dinophyceae, Suessiales, Symbiodiniaceae.